Messenger RNA from Haplochromis burtoni (Burton's mouthbrooder), 5610 nucleotides. RefSeq names its product arf-GAP with Rho-GAP domain, ANK repeat and PH domain-containing protein 1. Gene Ontology annotation, molecular function: GTPase activator activity. The record is from RefSeq and is a predicted model, not a curated record. NCBI's taxonomy places the organism in Eukaryota, Metazoa, Chordata, Actinopteri, Cichliformes, Cichlidae.
AAACCAUAAGACAUGACUCUAACAAAAACCCAAAGACUAGAAAUUAUAAAUAAUAUAAUAAACUCAAAAACCCUGGGUCAACGACCCAGGCAUCCUAACAGGUGGAAGGUGACGUGUGCGCUGGAAAGCAGUCUGUGUAAUUUCACUGCUAAUAAUACCGUGUAGCUGUAUUCUCUACUACACUGCAGUCAUUUGUCGGCUGUUUAAGCUAACGUACAUAUUUGCAGUUUAAUGGUUGUUGUGUUGUUUCUGAUGAAAUAGCUCAUGCAUGUUUGUUUUACCUGUUUGACCACCUGCCUAUUGUUGCCUGAUGCUAACAGACUGCUGUCAGUGCUCGAUGGAGUUCAUCUGCACAAAUAAACAUUUUUAAAAACGAGAAAAACAAAUGUCACGGUCACAUCCACACCAGUGCUCCCAGUAGAAACCUGUACAAUGGUUACAGCUGAAACUACCAUACCAGCUUUAUUUAUAAAGGACUUUAACAUAAAACCAGGGUUCACAGAGUGCUGUACAUAUACAAAGGCAUAAACAACAAAAAUUAAAUACAUGGAUAAAUAAAAUCAAACAUGUUAAAACAAACUGAUUCAGCCCCUGAAAGAGUGCCAAAGGCUUCAGCCAAUAAAUAUGUUUGAACCUCAGAAAGAGAAGAGGCCUGCCUAACAUGCACGGGCAGGUCGUUCCACACGUUGGAGCAGCUACCUCUAAAUUUAUUCCUAAUUUAAAUUUAGCUUUUGGUAGCUUGAGCAGCUGGUGACUGGACCUAAGGAGCAUUAAUGUGGGCAUUAAGAGAUUUAAAAACAAAUAAAAGAACUUUAAAAACGAUCCUAAAUUGUACAGACAGCCAGUGGAGUGAAAUUAAAAUGUGCUCAGACUGUUUGUUCCUGUUAAAAGACGUGCUGCACUAACCCCACAACAAAGUGCGUUGCAGUAACCCAGUAACAAAGGCGUGCACUACUGUCUCAGAAAGCAGCUUUGAUAAGAUUUGUUUUGGCUAAUUGCCUCAAAAGAAAAAAGCGAGAUCUUACUACAGCUCUGAGCUGGCGUUCAAGUUUAAGAUCUGUCUCCAUUUGAAAUCCCAUUAGUGGUGACUGGUUUAACAAACUGUGCCAGCGAACCAAGAUCUGUGGUGGUCGGGGUCAGAGGUCACACUGGUGAUCACCUCACUGAGUUCACCCACCACAAAAAAAUGAAGGAAUAAAGUUGUGCAUAAAAUUUGUGUUAUUAAUGAUUCAUACAGAAGCUGUUACCAUGGAGAUUUACCUGUUGGUAAUGCUGCAGAGCAGCCAGCAGGUGGAGCUCUCAGGAGGUCAGAGGUCAAAGACAUUCCUCACACACUGAGCUGCUCAGGUUACCUCUCUGUCCUCCUUCACACACACACCUGAGGCUCAACUUGUUUAAACCCACGAAGAAGAGUCUCUCACACACACACACACACAGGUGAGCCACACCUGUGCCGGUCUGACUGGUGAGACUUCACUGUAAAACUGUCAGAGUUGGAUCAGCUGACUUAAAGGAGCCUCACCUGUUCUCACCUGUGUGUGACACGGAGUCGUGCUCAGGCUGCACCGAGGCUCCAGCGGCCUGUAAAAGUUGAUCACAUCAGGAGGCCACACGUCUGUUCAUACACACCAAGUGUUCAUGUAACGUGUCGCACUGAGAACGGCGCCCUAAACACGCCCACACACAGGGUGGAUUUAACACUCUGUGUUUAUGAGUGCAGGUGGAGCCGCAGCUCGAUGACGUCACGCACACACAGCACACGCUCACAGCUCAGACAGGUAAGCAGGCACGCAGGUGACUGAGGUCCCGAUCCAGAGGAGCUGACGGACGCCAAGGUAACAACUGCUCUGUGUGUGUGAGUGUCCUGUAGUGUCCAUGAACAGAUCAGCAGAGAGUCAAAGAAACUGUGUGUUUCACUCUGACUUACACCGAGGUUUGUCGACGAGCUCGGCUUUGUCGUGUUUAAAUGCAGACGUUUUACUGUGAAACUGAAGUUCCUCUCUGCGUUACUCCUGAGGAGGAGCUCGUCCUGAAGUCAGACUCUCCCUGUUUCCUCUGAAGGCGUCACACAGCUGUGCGCUCACAGCUGGAUUUGAGCACUCUGACUGUGACAUGUCUAAUCACUGAUGCUGUCUGACCUGGCGCUACACCGGGUCAUGUGACUGGCUUGUGUCAUUAAAACAUGUUCUGAGCUGCUGAGCAGAGGGAAUCAUGGGAGUGUUUCAUGUUUGUAAUGAAAGCUUUCCUCUUCGUUCUCGGCGAGCAGCGCGAUGCUCGCCGUGUUCCCUUCACUGGAGUGCGCCGCCUGUCAAACUUGUGACGUGCCCGCUGUGAUCUCACUAGUUUCAUCUUCAGAGUGAAACGCGAGGUCGGAGGCUCCACGUUCAGGUCAAAGAUAAUUGCCUCCAUCCAAACGAGGAUUGUUAAAAACUCCUCUGAUCAGCUUCUGAAUGAAACCAAUCACAAUGAUCAGAUCACUAACGGCUCUUCCUGUCCAGCAGAUGUCUACUCCUCCCAUCCCGAAGCCUCGCCGCUGUUACUCGACGGGAAAUCGAAGCUCCACCUCCUCACUGAGAAGGUCAGAUAAUCUUUAAAUCUGCCAACAAUAAUGAAAUCUGUGCUUCAGUCUCAUUUCACUGAUUUCAUAUCUCGCUCACACGGAGAGACAGCAAAUCAGCUCAGAGUCCAGCCUGAGUUAGGAUUUAUUUUGGAGGGACAGUAAACAGGAAGUAGAGGUGGUGGUGUGUGGUACUGCAGAGUUUAGUGUGGAUGUGGUCGAGUGUGUUACUGAUUCUGUGUCGGGAUCAUAAUCGUACGGUUGCAUGAAACAGACGACACAAACAUCUUCACACGUUUGAGCUCAGCUGUUUUGUUCCCAGUUUGAUCAUCUGAACGUAGUCUGUAAUCAGAUUACAGUAGCAGCCUGUUCACAUAUAACACAUCAGUCAUGGCUGUGACCUCUGACCUCUGAGCCGCGGUGUUUCCUUUGUCCUCUUCUUUUGCUUUUUCUUCUCCUCGCUCUCUUGUGUCUUUGUAGAAGGUGGAGUUGUUGUCACAGCUGUGACAUCACUGCUUGGUCAUGUGACCACAGGACAGCCAAUCACAGCAGAAACUGAGUCCUAACAUGAAGAUGCUCACAGUGCACUGAGUCGUAGCCUCACCUUGCCAACUCUGGACGGCGUCACUGGCGUGAUCGCCACCAACAUCCCGUCACUGGCAGGAGUCGCUGCUUCCAUUGGAGACUCCGCCCCCUGGAACCCCUCCACACCCUCUGCUCCCCCCUCCUUAGACAGCAUAGCUAAUAGCAUUACCACCCACAUACCUGACUUAGCAGAAGCUGCUAGCACUGAGGCUAACCUUGCGUCAUUCAAUCCAAUGCCACCUGGUGCUAACGCAGAUACUGCUGUGCUAAGCCCCGCCCCCUCCACCACACCUGCACCUGCUCCUAGCUUGGACAGCAUUUUUAACUCACUGGCUAACAUUCCCAGCUUUGCGGGGUUUGUUAGCGGUGUGGGUAACCCUGCUGUGAGCUUCUCUCCAUCAGCCCCACCCCUCCCAAAUACUAAACCCCACCCACCCUCGCUGACGGGAAGUGGAGCUGGAGAUGCUCGUACAGGUGCAAUGACAGAUGUUGGAGCGCUGUCACAGCUGGUAACAUCAGCUUUAGACCCGACCGCUGCAGUCACGCUGCCACCUGUAGAGGGUGCUGCAGGGUUAACAGGUGAAGUUUUAUCUCCAGGUCCUCAUAGCACCAGAGCAGAAAACCCGUCGGACACCACGUUGGCCUGCUGGACGACCCAAGAGGAAGCUGAAUCUGAGUCAUCCAAUGAGGAGGAAGAAUCAGGUGUUAGCCCCGCUCCUUCUACAGCUGAAGCAGAUCCUCGUUCUGCCCCGACGACCAACAAUGACAAAAUCUCGACUAAUGCUUCCUUUCGUUUGAUACCUACUCGGCCGGCCCCGCCCCCUCCCAACACAGCAGGCCGAUCAGGAAAAUCUGUCAGACAGAAGACACCGAGGGCGGCCACCAUCCGAGUGUCAAGGAAGAAGGGCGCCAGCGGGAAACCUACUCCUCAGAGCCCUGUUGUCCGGGCAAGCUGGCUGGACGUCUGGAAAGGCUUCAGACAUAAUGUAUUAUGGGCGACGCUGGACGGACAGCUGAUGUCUCUGUGGAAGAAACGCACAGACCGGUUCAGCGAGGUGUUGUUUCAUGUCUCCAGUAUCACCAACGUGAAGAAACUGGACAAAGGCAGAUUCUCUGUUUACUUCAGGAAGAAGCAUUAUGACUUCAUGGCUCAUAGUGAAGAGGUUCAGGACGGUUGGGUCACUUCUCUUCUCGCGACUCGAGGCAAUCCAAGCCCCACCCCCCCAGAACUCCAUGGACAAAUCACCCUUAAGGACCCGCGGGGUCGUGCUUAUGCUGCCCUCUGGGGUCAUGACCUUUGGAUUUACCCUAACAAGGAGGGCUUCCAGCUGGGUGUGGCCUCGUAUACCGUCCCCCUGAAUGUGGCCUCGGUCAAAUCGACGGGGAAACACUCGUUUAGCCUCAUCACUCCAUACAAGACCUUCAACCUGUCUGUUGAUUCGUCCAAGGAUCUGUCCCUCUGGGUGGACAGGCUGUCUUCAAGUAUCCAGAGCGCUCUGUCCUGCUGUCACGUGGCGCUGCGUCUCUGGGAACACCCGUACAACAAGGUGUGCGGGGACUGUGGUGCGGCCAAUCCGGAGUGGGCCUCGGUCAAUCUGCUGCUGGUCAUAUGUCAGCACUGUGCAGGUCACCAUCGAGGCCUGGGCAGCAACCUGUCGAAGGUGCGCAGUCUAAGGAUGGACAAUAAAAUCUGGACUGAACCAUUGAUACAGCUGUUUGUUACCUAUGGUAACCAGCUGGCAAAUCAGGUGUGGGCUCCAGUGGUGCCAGCGGCAGAGCAGCUCCGCCCAGAGUCCACAGAUGAGGAGAGGUCAAAGUUCAUAAAGGAUAAAUACAGCAGGGGGCGCUACAGACGAGUGCACGCUCUGGCCUCAUUUCCCUCCAUGAUGGAGCAGAGGCUGUAUCAGGUGGUCUGCACUGACGACGUGGAGGAAACGAUGUCUCUGAUCUGCUCCGGAGCAAAGGUGUCUUCAUCAGACCCACAGACCCCCUCCCUCAUCCUGCUGGCAGAGCGAGCCAAUCAGGCUCUGCAGACCGAGCUGCUGCUCUGUGUGCGAAAGUCCCGCCUCACCAGCCGCUGGCAGGUAGAAGGAGGUGAGGAGAAGGAGGAGCUUCACGGGAAACUGGAGGAUGAUCGUUUUCUCUUCUCGCUAGAAAACGAAUCAGCAGCCUGCGACGUGCUCGACCUGCGAGAAGUCCUGUCUGUCUUCCUCAAAGACGGCAAUGAUGUAAAGCUCAGCCAUCAGUGGCCGGGGUCACGCGGCACACCUGUCAGCUGGUUUGGGACACCUCAGUGUCAGAGCAGGAGGAAGUGGAGGGAGAGCUCGGGGUGUCUCUGCUACGACUCUCAGGAAAUUCAUUCAGUUGCACAGUGUGAGGCGGAAGCUGCGUCCCUGUCCCGGGUCACCUGUCUGUUGGACAGUGUUUCCUCCGGGCCGACCCGAACUCGUUCAGAGGUAACGCCAUGA